This is a messenger RNA of Myotis lucifugus (little brown bat), 6264 nucleotides long. RefSeq names its product dedicator of cytokinesis 2 (gene DOCK2). Gene Ontology annotation, biological process: small GTPase-mediated signal transduction; cell migration; regulation of DNA-templated transcription. Gene Ontology annotation, molecular function: guanyl-nucleotide exchange factor activity; sequence-specific DNA binding; small GTPase binding. The record is from RefSeq and is a predicted model, not a curated record. Gene Ontology annotation, cellular component: plasma membrane; cytoplasm. Lineage: Eukaryota; Metazoa; Chordata; Mammalia; Chiroptera; Vespertilionidae.
UCUGAGUGGUGCUGGGCUAAUUUUCUCUUUCUUCCUCUCACCUCUCAGUCAAAAGAUCAGCCAGAUUAUGGAUUGUCUUCCCGGAUCUCCUCAUCCCCUACCCACAGCCUCUAUGUCUUUGUGAGAAAUUUUGUGUGCAGAAUUGGGGAAGACUCUGAGCUCUUCAUGUCUCUGUAUGACCCCAACAAGCAAGCCGUCAUAAGUGAGAACUACCUGGUGCGAUGGGGCAGCAAGGGCUUCCCGAAGGAGGUCGAGAUGCUCAACAACCUGAAGGUGGUCUUCACGGAUCUUGGAAACAAAGACCUCAACAGGGAUAAAAUUUACUUGAUUUGUCAAAUAGUCCGAGUUGGGAAGAUGGAUCUGAAGGACACUAAUAUGAAGAAGUGCACACAGGGACUGAGGCGGCCCUUUGGGGUGGCAGUUAUGGAUAUAACAGACAUCGUCAAGGGGAAAGCAGAGAGUGACGAAGAGAAGCAGCACUUCAUUCCUUUCCACCCGGUGACAGCUGAGAAUGACUUCCUGCACAGUCUGUUGGGCAAAGUCACGACCUGCAAGGGAGACAGCGGAGGGCAAGGCCUCUGGGUGACCAUGAAGAUGCUCGUGGGGGACAUCAUUCAGAUCCCCAAGGACUACCCCCACCUGGUGGACAGGACCACCGUGGUGGCCAGGAAGCUGGGCUUCCCCGAGAUCAUCAUGCCAGGGGAUGUCAGAAACGACAUCUACAUCACUCUCCUACAAGGCGACUUUGACAAGUACAACAAGACCACACAGAGGAACAUGGAAGUGAUCAUGUGUGUGUGCGCGGAGGAUGGCAAAACGUUGUCUGUAAGGACCCCUGCUGUCGCUCUGGGUGACAAGGCCCCCCUUGGNGAAUAUCGGUCCAUAGUGUACUAUCAAGAACGGUGGAUGGAAACAGUCAAGGUGGCUGUCCCCAUCGAAGGCAUGCAGAGGAUCCAUCUGCGAUUCAUGUUUCGACAUCGGUCAUCCCUGGAAUCUAAAGAUAAAGGAGAAAAGAACUUCGCCAUGUCCUACGUGAAGCUGAUGAGGGAAGACGGGACCACUCUGCAGGACGGAUACCACGACCUGGUUGCCCUAAAGGGGGACAGCAAGAAGAUGGAGGAUGCCAGCGCCUGCCUGACUCUGCCUUCAUAUCGGCACCACAUGGAAAACAAGGGGGCCACUCUGAGUCGAAGCUCCAGCAGUGUUGGGGGGCUCUCCGUCAGCUCCCGGGAUGUGUUUUCCAUUUCCACCCUAGUGUGCUCCACAAAGCUCACCCAGAACGUGGGCUUGCUGGGUUUGCUGAAGUGGCGAAUGAAGCCUCAACUACUGCAGGAGAAUUUAGAGAAAUUGAAGAUUGUGGAUGGAGAGGAGGUGGUGAAGUUUCUCCAAGAUACUCUGGAUGCCCUCUUCAACAUCAUGAUGGAGCAUUCUCAGAGUAACGAGUAUGACAUCCUCGUCUUUGAUGCUUUGAUCUACAUAAUUGGACUCAUUGCUGACCGGAAAUUCCAGCAUUUCAACACCGUUCUGGAGGCUUACAUUCAACAGCAUUUCAGUGCUACCUUGGCUUAUAAGAAACUGAUGACGGUGCUGAAGACUUACUUGGAUACCUCCAGCAGAGGGGAGCAAUGCGAGCCGAUCCUCAGAACCCUCAAAGCUUUGGAAUACGUGUUCAAGUUCAUCGUUCGGUCGAGGACAUUGUUUUCUCAGCUUUACGAAGGCAAAGAACAGAUGGAGUUUGAAGAAUCCAUGAGGCGGCUCUUUGAAUCCAUCAACAACCUGAUGAAAAGUCAAUACAAAACCACCAUCCUUUUGCAGGUGGCGGCUUUGAAAUACAUCCCAUCUGUCCUCCAUGAUGUGGAAACGGUCUUUGAUGCGAAGUUACUCAGCCAACUCCUGUAUGAGUUCUAUACCUGCAUCCCCCCGGUGAAACUCCAGAAGCAGAAAGUCCAGUCCAUGAACGAGAUAGUCCAAAGCAACCUCUUUAAAAAGCAAGAAUGCCGGGACAUCCUGCUUCCUGUCAUCACCAGAGAGCUGAAGGAGCUGCUCGAGCAGAAGGACGACGGGUCCCAGCAGCAGCUGCAGGAGAAGAGGUUCUGCGUGGAGCUACUCAACAGCAUUCUGGAGGUGCUCAGCUCUCAGGAUGCGGCCUUCACCUACCACCACAUCCAAGAGAUCAUGGUCCAGCUGCUUCGCACGGUGAACCGGAUGGUCAUCACGAUGGGGCGGGAUCACCAACUGAUUAGUCACUUUGUGGCGUGUAUGACAGCGAUCUUACACCAGAUGGGCGACCAGCACUACUCCUUUUACAUUGAGACCUUCCAGUCCAGCUCCGAGCUCGUGGACUUCUUGAUGGAGACAUUCAUCAUGUUCAAGGACCUCAUUGGGAAGAACGUGUAUCCUUCAGACUGGAUGGCCAUGAGCAUGGUUCAGAACAGGGUCUUCCUGAGAGCCAUCAACAAGUUUGCGGAAAUCAUGAACCAGAAGUUCCUGGAACACACGAACUUUGAGUUCCAGCUGUGGAAUAACUAUUUUCAUCUGGCGGUGGCUUUUAUCACCCAGGAUUCCCUGCAGCUGGAGCAGUUCUCACACGCCAAGUACAACAAAAUCCUGAAUAAGUACGGGGACAUGCGACGGCUAAUUGGCUUCUCCAUCCGCGAUAUGUGGUACAAGCUUGGCCAGAACAAGAUCUGCUUCAUCCCGGGCAUGGUCGGCCCUAUACUAGAGAUGACACUCAUCCCGGAGGCCGAGCUCCGCAAAGCCACCAUCCCCAUCUUCUUCGACAUGAUGCUGUGUGAAUAUCAAAAGAGUGGGGAUUUCAAAAAGUUUGAAAACGAAAUCAUCCUCAAGCUGGACCACGAGGUGGAAGGCGGCCGAGGGGAUGAGCAGUACAUGCAGCUGCUGGAGUCCAUCCUGAUGGAGUGUGCCGCCGAGCACCUGACCAUUGCCAAGUCCGUGGCGAACUUCGUGAACCUGGUCAAAGGCCUCCUGGAGAAACUGCUGGACUACCGGGGCGUGAUGACGGAUGAGAGCAAAGACAACCGCAUGAGCUGCACUGUGAACCUGCUGAAUUUCUACAAAGAUAACAAUCGGGAAGAGAUGUACAUAAGGUACCUGUACAAACUCCGAGAUCUUCACCUGGACUGUGACAACUACACGGAGGCUGCCUACACGCUCCUUCUCCACACUUGGCUUCUCAAGUGGUCAGAUGAGCAGUGCGCCUCACAGGUCAUGCAGACAGGCCAGCAGCACCCCCAGACCCACCGCCAGCUGAAGGAGACGCUGUAUGAGAUCAUCAUAGGCUACUUUGACAAAGGAAAGAUGUGGGAGGAGGCCAUCAGCCUGUGCAAGGAGCUGGCGGAGCAGUACGAGAUGGAGAUCUUUGACUACGAGCUGCUCAGCCAGAACCUGGUCCAGCAGGCGAAGUUCUAUGAAAACAUCAUGAAAAUCCUCAGACCCAAGCCAGACUACUUUGCCGUCGGGUACUAUGGCCAGGGCUUCCCCACCUUCCUGCGGAACAAAGUGUUCAUCUACCGAGGGAAGGAGUAUGAGCGGAGGGAAGACUUCCAGAUGCAGCUCAUGAGCCAGUUCCCCAACGCAGAGAAGAUGAACACAACCUCUGCCCCCGGGGACGAUGUGAAGAACGCCCCAGGCCAGUACAUCCAGUGUUUCACCGUCCAGCCCGUCUUGGAUGAACACCCCAGGUUCAAGAAUAAGCCGGUGCCUGACCAGAUUAUAAACUUUUACAAAUCCAACUAUGUGCAAAGGUUCCACUACUCCCGGCCGGUGCGCAGGGGGACGGUCGACCCCGAGAACGAGUUUGCCUCCAUGUGGAUCGAGAGAACCUCCUUCGUGACCGCGUACAAGCUUCCGGGGAUCCUGCGCUGGUUUGAGGUGGUCCACAUGUCCCAGACCACCAUCAGCCCCCUGGAGAACGCCAUCGAAACCAUGUCCACGGCCAAUGAGAAGAUCCUGAUGAUGAUCAAUCAGUACCAGAGUGACGAGAGCCUCCCCAUUAACCCGCUGUCCAUGCUGCUCAACGGGAUCGUGGACCCCGCCGUCAUGGGAGGGUUCGCCAAGUACGAGAAGGCCUUCUUCACGGAGGACUACACCAGGGACCAUCCCGAGGACCAAGACAAGCUGAGCCGCCUCAAGGACCUGAUCGCGUGGCAGCCUGACUUUGAGGACAGGCGAGUGGGCCGCCCCCGGUCCAUGCUGCGCUCCUACCGGCAGAUGUCCAUCAUCUCCAUGGCGUCCAUGAACUCUGACUGCAGCACCCCCAGCAAGACCACCUCCGAGAGCUUCGACCUGGAGCUGCCACCCCCCAGGGCGCAGAAAGCGGAGCCGGUGGAGCCCAUCUCCCCACCGGGGAGCACGCUGCCGGAGGUCAAGCUGCGCAGGUCCAAGAAGCGGGCCAAGCGGAGCAGCGUGGUGUUCGCCGACGAGAAGGCAGCGGCCGAGUCGGACCUCAAGAGGGUGAGCGUCAAGCACGAGUUCAUGAGUGACACCAACCUUUCGGAGCAUGCGGCCGUGCCCCCCAGGGCCUCCGUCCUCUCUCAGAUGAGUUUUGCCAGCCAGUCCAUGCCCAUCAUCCCAGCCUUCACGCUCUCGGUGGCCGCUGUGCCCGGGACAGAGGAUGGCAGCCGGUCCCCCCGCCUCAGCCAGACCUUCCUCCCUUUCUCGGACGGCGACAAGCACGACAAGAAGACGCUCAAACGGAAGAAAGUGAACCAGUUCUUCAAGACGAUGGUGCGGACCUAGACGGUGGAAGAUGGGGAGGAGCUGAUGAAGCUGGUGCGGCCCCCCUACUCCUACUCGGCCCUCAUCGCCAUGGCCAUCCACGGGGCGCCCGACAAGCGCCUCACCCUCAGCCAGAUCUACCAGUACGUGGCCGACCACUUCCCUUUCUACAACAAGAGCAAGGCCGGCUGGCAGAACUCCAUCCGCCACAACCUGUCGCUCAACGACUGCUUCAAGAAGGUGCCCCGCGACGAGGACGACCCAGGCAAAGGGAACUACUGGACGCUGGACCCCAACUGUGAGAAGAUGUUCGACAACGGAAACUUCCGCAGGAAGAGGAAGAGGAAGUCGGACGUCUCGUCGGGCCCCGGGGAGAAGGCGGAGAGCGGGCUCCUGGCGGGCAGCCCCAAGAGCGCAGAUGCCCAGGACAUCUUGGAAGGCACCUCCCCGGGCUCCGCCGGCUCCCCUGAGCAGCGACCAUCCCCGGGGCCCCCGGGCACCCCAUGCCUCAACGGCUUCCUCUCCUCCAUGACGUCCUACGUGAGCGGGGCCAGCCCCGCCAGCCGCCCUGUGGCCACGCCGGGACUGAGUCCCGAGCCCACUGACAAGAUGGGACAGAACUUGGGGAACUUCAACUCCUACACCCCACUCACCAGCCUCGGCGGCCACGGGGCCGGGGGCGAAUGGGCCAACCCCAUGCCCACCAACGCUCUGGGCUACGGAGGCUCUGUCCUCAACCAGUUCAGCCCCCACUUCUACAACAGCAUCAACACGAACAGCGUCCUCUACGACUGCACAGUCCCUGAGCCACAUGGACGUGCCCCAGCUUCCCUGCAGCGCUCCUUCCGCCGCCACUGGAGGCGGGAAGCCCAGGCCAUGCCCCCGCAGAGGGGCACCAUUGUCCCAGACCCGGAGACCUCCGGCAGGGCAGGGACAGGAGUGGUGCACCCCCAGCCCCCCACCCGGUGCUCCCCACCCGCAAACCCUCGCAAAGACCAGCUCCUUGUGUGCAUGUCAUGGACCGCCCAGAAUGCCAUGGGCAUAGCCGUGAAAGGAUGUCUGCUCUCUGACAGCACAGAGCCCCUGCCAGCUCCUGUCGGUGAUGCUCGGGCAGUUCCUGGUAGCAGCGCCAGGAGCUCCCGGAAAGGGAGGUGCGAGAGGCGCCUGGUCACGCUGCUGGAGCGCGGGGCCCAGCUUGAGAAGGGGGUCUCCCUGCAUCCCUCCAUCUCCCAGCAUCUCUCCAUCUCCCAGGAUCCCUCCAUCUCCCAGCAUCUCUCCAUCUCCCAGGAUCCCUCCAUCUCCCAGGAUCCCACCUUCUCCCAGGAUCCUUCCAUCUCCCAGCAUCUCUCCAUCUCCCAGCAUCCCACCUUCUCCCAGGAUCCCCCCACCUCCCAGCAUCUCUCCAUCUCCCAGCAUCUCUCCAUCUCCCAGCAUCCCACCUUCUCCCAGGAUGCCUCCAUCCCCCAGGAUGCCUCCAUCCCCCAGGAUCGCACUGUCUUCCAGGAUCCCGCUGGCUUGGAACCCUGA